AUGCUCUUUGCCAUAGAGGAGAUUAAUAACAGUACAGACCUGCUGCCCGGCAUCUCUUUGGGAUAUAAGAUCUAUGAUGUCUGUGGCUCCAUUGCCAGAGGUGUGAGGGUUACACUGGCUUUGGCUAAUGGUAAUGAGGAAUUAUCUGCACCCUCCCAGGAACCAUGUACCAAGCCAGCCCAAGUGCAGGCCAUUAUGGGAGAGACCUCCUCCUCUCCUUGCAUGGCUAUAGCCACUGUAAUCGGACCCUUUAGUAUCCCACUGAUCAGCCACUUUGCCACGUGUGCUUGUCUCAGUGAUAAAACCAAGUACCCAUCCUUCCUCAGGACAAUACCCAGUGACUACUACCAGAGCAGAGCCCUGGCACAGUUGGUCAAGCACUUUGGUUGGACUUGGGUUGGGGCUGUGAGAACAAAUGAUGAUUAUGGGAACAAUGGCAUGGCCACAUUUACAGAAACAGCCCAGCAGCUGGGCAUCUGUCUGGAAUACUCUGUGUCUUUGUUUAGAACAGAUCCACCAGACAAAAUACAAAAGAUAAUUGACAUUAUCAAAGCUUCCACUUCCAAGGUGAUUGUCACUUUCCUCUCCCACAUGGAUAUUGAUAUGCUAAUACAUGAGAUGUCUCAACACAACUUGACUGGGUACCAGUGGGUAGGGACUGAGGCCUGGAUCUCUGAUUCCCAAACUGCAGCCAUGGAUAAGCAUCACAUUCUGGAUGGUGCCAUAGGCCUGUCCAUCCCCAAAGCACAUGUCAGUGGCAUGAGAGAGUUUAUAUUGGAUGUGAAGCCUCUCAAUACAUCUGGUAAUGAAAUGUUUACAGAGCUGUGGGAGACGUUAUUCAGCUGUAAGUUCAAGCAGUCAAAGUCAUCCACAGAGAAUCAGAGAGAAUGUACUGGACAUGAGGAUCUGACUGGAGUGCAGAACAGCUUCACUGAUAUGUCGCUCAUGCCGAUUUUUAUCAAUGUCUAUAAAGGAGUGUAUGCUGUGGCUCACGCACUUCACAGUAUGCUCAGCUGUAAUAAAACAUGUAACAAGAUGCAGCUAGAUCCAUAUACGAUUUUACAACACAUAAAAAGGAUUAAUUUCAAAACAAAGGAAGGAGAGGAGGUUUACUUUAAUGAGAAUGGAGACCCAGCAGCAAAGUAUGAAAUUAUAAACUGGCAGCCAACAGAAAAUGGCAUUGUGGACUUUGUCUCAGUUGGUCUUUAUGAUGCAUCUUUACCUGCAGACAAACAGCUGAAUCUGCAAAAUAAGUCUUUAAUUUGGGCAAACAACUCACAACAGGUGCCUGUGUCAGUUUGCAGUGAGAAGUGUCGUCCAGGAACUCGCAAGGUUCUCCAGAAAGGAAAGCCUGUCUGCUGCUAUGACUGUUUAACAUGUGCAGAGGGAGAAAUAAGCAACAUUACAGAUUCUGUCACCUGUCUGAGAUGCCACCCUGAGUUCUGGUCAAAUGACAGAAGAGAUGCCUGUGUAAAGAAGGAGAAAGAGUUUCUAUCAUAUGAAGAGAUAAUGGGAGCACUGCUCACUGCAGCGUCCUUGCUGGGAACAUGCAUCACUGCUGUUGUGGCAUUCAUUUUCUUCAGAUACAGGAAAACUCCUAUUGUUAGGGCCAACAACUCUGAGCUGAGCUUCCUGCUGCUCUUCUCCUUGACUCUGUGUUUCCUGUGUUCUCUGACCUUCAUCGGCCGGCCCUCUGAGUGGUCCUGCAUGCUGCGACACACAGCAUUUGGCAUCACCUUUGUCCUCUGUAUCUCAUGUGUUCUGGGGAAAACUAUAGUGGUGUUAAUGGCCUUCAGGGCAACACUUCCUGGUAGUAAUGUGAUGAAAUGGUUUGGGCCUGCACAGCAGAGGCUCAGUGUUCUGGGUUUCACUGUUGUACAAGUAAUCAUAUGUAUCCUCUGGUUAACAAUUUCACCUCCUUUUCCAUUUAAUAACUUUAAAGACUUCAAGGACAAAAUUAUUUUAGAGUGUGCUCUGGGUUCAGCUGUAGGCUUUUGGGCUGUUCUUGGGUACAUCGGACUUCUGGCCAUGUUCUGUUUUAUUCUUGCGUUUCUGGCCCGAAAACUGCCUGAUAAUUUCAAUGAAGCCAAAUAUAUCACUUUUAGCAUGCUGAUAUUCUGUGCAGUAUGGAUCACCUUUAUUCCAGCAUAUGUCAGCUCCCCUGGGAAGUUCAGUGUUGCUGUGGAGAUAUUUGCUAUUCUGGCCUCCAGUUUUGGACUGCUCAUUUGUAUAUUUGCUCCAAAAUGUUAUGUUAUCUUACUGAAACCAGAGAAGAAUACAAAAAAGAACAUGAUGGGGAAGGGGGCACACCACAACCAACAAUGCCAAAUAAUACCAGGGUCCAUGUCCCUUCCUGUGCUGGAGAAAAAGGGGGACAUCAUCUUCGGGGGACUCUUCUCCCUUCAUGACAUGGUGGUGGAGCCCAGUCUGUCCUUUACUUCUAAGCCUCUUCCAGCACAGUGCACCAGAUUUAACUUUCGGACUUUCCGUUGGAUGCAAACUAUGAUCUUUGCCAUUGAGGAGAUCAACAGAGAUGGCAAGCUCCUUCCCAACAUCACACUGGGCUAUAAGAUCUAUGAUUCAUGCAGUACACCCCAUCAGGCUCUGAAGGCUGCCAUGGAGUUAGUGGGGAGUGACAAGGAUUCAGAGAUUGAAGAAGAAACACAAAGUAAAGGCACCUGUCGUGGGACCGUACCAGCAGUGAUAGGAGAUGGAGGCUCUACUCAGUCUCUUGUUGUGGCCCGUUUCCUGGGAGUCUUCCAUGUGCCACAGGUUAGUUAUUUCUCCAGCUGUGCCUGUCUCAGUGACAAAAAUGAGUUUCCUGCCUUUUUAAGGACCAUGCCCAGUGACUUUUUCCAGGUAGAUGCACUAGUACAACUUGUCAAGCAUUUUGGCUGGACUUGGGUGGGUGUCAUAGCAGGAGAUGAUGCCUAUGGCCGUGGUGGGGCAAACAUCUUUGUCAACGAGGUUAGAAAACUGGGUGCUUGCAUUGCCCUUCAUGAAGUCAUCCCUAAAAACCGAGCACAGACCACCAUUUCGUCUAUCAUAUCAAAGAUCCGUUCCUCUGGGGCUCGGGUGAUUCUAGUGUUUGCUGUGGAACAAGAUGCAGCCGCAUUGUUUGAUGAAGCUCUCAGGCAUGACACUUAUGGGCUGACUGGGAUACAGUGGCUGGCCAGUGAGGCCUGGAGCACAGCAGCUGUCCUCUCCACCCCCAAAAAGUACCACCACAUCCUCCAGGGUUCUAUGGGAUUUGCCAUUCGGCGAGCACACAUCCCCAGACUACAGGACUUUCUGCUUCGCUUGCACCCCUCGAGCCCAGAUGCCCUUGCAGAUCCCUUCCUGAAACCCUUCUGGGAAGAGGUGUUUCAGUGCAGCCUGGGUGUGCAGGAUGAAGGUCAAGAACAUAAUGACGAGGGUAAACCUCCAUGCUCUGGAGCAGAAGACCUGAGGAGUGUAAAGAAUAUCUAUUCAGAUGUGUCACAGCUAAGGAUUUCCUACAAUGUCUAUAAGGCCGUGUAUGCCAUCGUCCAUGCACUCAAGGCUAUGAGAAGCUGUGUGAAAGGAAAAGGGCCAUUUCAUCUGCAGGCCUGCCCAGAUACAGACAAUAUACAGCCAUGGCAGCUACUUCAUUACAUAAAGCAGGUGGAAUACUUGAACUCAUUUGGUGAUGAAACCAAGUUUGAUGAAAAUGGUGAUCCUGCAGCCAUGUAUGACCUUGUGAACUGGCAGCUAAGUCCCAAAGGAGAAAUGGAGUUUGUCACAAUUGGCAAAUUUGAUGAGACGACCUCAGUAGGAAAGCAAAAACUCCAGAUCGAGGAAGAUAUGAUUGUAUGGAAUGGCAAUCAAACCGAAAUUCCCUUGUCAGUAUGCAGCAGCAUUUGUCCCCCAGGUACCCGGAAGGCAAUCAGACCUAACUUCCCUAUCUGCUGCCAUGAUUGUGUGGUUUGCACAGCUGGGGAGAUUAGCAAUCAGACUGAUGCCAUAGAGUGUGUGCGCUGCCUGACAGAGUUCUGGUCCAAUGAUGGAAGGACAGCCUGUAUCCCCAAACAGGUGGAGUUCCUCUCCUUUAGCGACACCAUGGGCAUCACCCUGAUGGCUAUUUCUCUCCUUGGCUCCUUCUGCACCUGUGUUGUGGUCGUCAUAUUCUCUUGUCACAGAACCACCCCGAUUGUCAGGGCCAACAACUCUGAGCUGAGCUUCCUGCUGCUCUUCUCCUUGACUCUGUGUUUCCUGUGUUCUCUGACCUUCAUCGGCCGGCCCUCUGAGUGGUCCUGCAUGCUGCGACACACGGCAUUUGGCAUCACCUUUGUCCUUUGCAUGUCUUGUAUUCUGGGGAAAACUAUAGUGGUGCUAAUGGCCUUCAAGGCUACACUUCCAGGCAGUAAUGUAAUGAAAUGGUUUGGGCCUGCACAGCAAAAGGCAAUCAUUACCGUUUGUACACUGGUCCAGGUAAUAAUCUGUACAGUGUGGCUGGUUGUUGCUCCUCCCACUCCACACCGACUGAUCCCACGCGAAAGCGUUAUUGUCAUUCUCUUGUGUGAUGAAGGUUCACCUGUAGCAUUCGCUCUCGUCCUGGGCUACAUCGGCCUGCUGGCCUGCCUCUGCCUUCUCUUGGCCUUCCUGGCAAGGAAGCUGCCAGAUAACUUCAACGAGGCAAGGCUCAUCACUUUCAGCAUGCUCAUUUUUUGUGCAGUGUGGAUAGCCUUUGUUCCUGCCUACAUUAGUUCUCCAGGGAAGUACUCCACAGCCACAGAGGUGUUUGCUAUACUGGCCUCCAGUUAUGGACUACUGGCCUGCAUCUUUGCACCAAAGUGCUACAUUAUCCUACUAAGGCCAGAAAAGAACACAUGGAAACACCUGAUGUCGAAAGCUGCCACUGACAAAUUCUAG
Molecule: messenger RNA, 4890 nt
Organism: Epinephelus fuscoguttatus (brown-marbled grouper)
Lineage: Eukaryota; Metazoa; Chordata; Actinopteri; Perciformes; Serranidae
Product: extracellular calcium-sensing receptor-like
Exons: 15
Coding region: 1-4890 (1629 amino acids)
Biological process (GO): G protein-coupled receptor signaling pathway
Cellular component (GO): membrane
Molecular function (GO): G protein-coupled receptor activity
Source: RefSeq, a predicted model, not a curated record